This is a messenger RNA of Striga asiatica, 3336 nucleotides long. Lineage: Eukaryota; Viridiplantae; Streptophyta; Magnoliopsida; Lamiales; Orobanchaceae. The record is from the annotation of a GenBank genome assembly.
CUCCAAUUUUGGCAGACAUAAAUUUUCCCAAGCCACAUGAGCGCUUUUCGAGCCCCAAAGGAACCUUCUACAUAGUUUGGUGAUUUUUGUUCUAACUAUGCCAGGCAAAUGGAAGACCCCCAUCCAAAAACACACAAUGCCUUGAAUUACCGAGCGAAGAAGACCUCUCACUCCACAUGUCUUUGCCUUUUGAUUGAAUUUAACUACAAAGACUGCAAACGGCCUCGUCAAAUGACUUCGGGACGGCGCACAGUUUUACCAUCAUCAAUUUCAUCCUCCUCGCGGAUUCUUCACAUCCCACCUGCAACAACCACUGGCAAAAGCCCAUGCCAGCUUUCAAAUUCCCAAAGCUCCUCCACAAACGCUUAUACUCGUAUUGUUCGCAAGCCGAUUCAAAAUCCAGCUACCUCAACCGACUUAUUGACCCAUUCCUCUUCGGAAAUUUCCUAAAUUCAAGAACCCUUCUCCUCACCCACGCCUUCAUCAUCGCCACCGGCAACGCGCGAAACAAAUUCAUAGCCUCGAAGCUCAUAGCCUCUUACGCCUCCGUCGGCCGCCCCAAUUGCUCCACCAAGGUCUUCGACUGCCUCGAUUUCAGAGACGCCUUCCUCUGGAACUCCAUCAUCAAAGCCCAUUUUUCCAACGGGGGCUAUGCUGGUGCCCUCGAGCUUUUCUCCAAGAUGAAGCGCGCCGGGAAUUCGCCCGAUCAAUUUACCUUCCCAAUGGUUGUCUCGGCCUGCGCCGAGCUCGGGUCCCUGGGGACAGGCAUGGCCGUUCAUGGGUUGGUCUUCCAAUUGAACCUCUUUGUUGGGAACUCUGCCGUUGGGGCCUCGUUUGUGUACAUGUAUUCAAAAUGUGGAUCUGUAGAGAACGCCUCUCUCGUGUUCGACGAAAUGCCCCUGAAGGAUGUGGUUGCUUGGACUGCGCUUGUGAUUGGGUACGUGCAGAACGGCGAGAGUGAGAAGGGCUUGCUGUGUCUGAAAGAGAUGCAUAGGGCUGGUGGGGAUGCUUCCGAGAGGCUGAAUUCCCGGACUUUAGAAGGGGGUUUUCGAGCUUGUGGUGAAUUGAGCGACUUGACAGCUGGCAGGUGUUUGCAUGACUUAGCGCUUAAAUUGGGAAUCGUGUCCUCCCACAUCAUUCAAUCUCAUAUCUUGUCGAUGUACUCAAAUUGUGAAAGUGCUGAAGAUGUGAAAGUUUCGUUCGAAGAGGUCGUGGAGAAGGAUCUUUUCUCGUGGACCUUGAUUAUCGUCAACUAUGCAAGGCUCGGGAGAUUUUGUGAAUGUUUCGAAAUGUUUACGAAAAUGCAGGCUGAUGGGGUCCACCUGGACGGGAUGGUAAUUGGAUGUCUGAUCUCUGGUUUCGCCAAUUCAAUGAAUGUCGGUGAAGGGAAAGCGCUUCAUGGGUAUAUCUUGAGGAGAAAUUAUUGUUUUAAUCAGAUUGUUAAUAAUUCACUGAUUUCAAUGUAUUGUAAAUUUGGCCUCGUGAAUAUUGCGGGGAAGAUCUUUUUUGCUGGUGGGCAUGAUCGAGAGAAAGAAUCUUGGAAUAUCAUGGUAGUUGGCUAUCAGAAAGCCGGAUUAGAAGUUGACUGUAUAAAUUUGUUCAAAGAAAUGCAGUUUCGAGGAAUAGAAUCCUAUUCGAGCAGCUUAAUGUCCGUGAUUUUUUCCUGUUCGAGAUUGGGAGCGAUUCGUUUCGGUCAAUCUGUGCAUUGUCAUAUCCUAAAGCAGCAGCGUUCGUUUGAGAACAUCUCGAUUGUAAAUUCACUCAUCAACAUGUACGGUCGAUGUGCGAAUUUGAAUACGGCACAAAAGCUCUUCAAUCAAAUCGAUCCAAAAGACAUUGCUGCAUGGAACUCCCUUAUCUCAGCUUACACCGAGAACGGGAAAUUUUUCGAAGCUAUCACUUUUUUCGACAAAAUGAUAUCACGAGGAUUAAAACCUAACGUAGUGACCGUCUUAACCUUGUUAUCCGCUUGUGCUCGGUUUGCCUCUGUUGAGAACGGGAGAAAAAUACACGAAUACAUCAAACAAACGGGAUUAUUAUUCACUCACGAAGUUUCGCUCGUGACAGCUCUAGUCGACAUGUACGCGAAAUGCGGAGAAAUCGACAAGGCGAGAGAAAUUUUCGACUCCAUGACCGAAAAAGACACCGUGACUUGGAACGUGAUGAUUUCGGGUUACGGGGCCCACGGGCACGCCAGGUCAGCAAUCGAGAUUUUCCGGCAGAUGGAAGAAAAUGGAACCGAGCCGCCAAACGGGCUCACCUUCCUUGCUGUCCUCUCGGCUUGCGCUCAUUCUGGAUUGGUGGAGGAAGGUAAGUCUCUGUUUGGUAGAAUGAUGGAAUAUUAUUCUCUUGUGCCCACACUUAAGCACUAUGCUUGUAUGGUGGAUCUUUAUGGACGAGCGGGAUGUCUUGAUUUGGCCGAGUCUCUCAUUUUGUCGAUGCCUUUAACUCCCGAUGGUGGAAUUUGGGGCUCUUUGUUGAAUUCGUGUAAAAUGCACAACAAUGCUGAGAUGGGUGUGAAGAUAGCAAAGCGUGCGAUUGAAGCCGACCCAGAAAAUGAUGGGUACCGUGUGUUAAUCUCUGAUUUCUACAGCUGUAUGGAGAUGUGGGAAGAGGUUGAACAAGUUCGGAAGGUAAUGAAGGAUCGAGGGGUGAGAAAGACGAUGGGUUGGAGUACAGUGUAAAACAGAAAUUGCCUUAAAAGUUAAAACUUGAUCUGGAAACAGUUUUUUUAAGGACUUUUCGGAUUAUGAACAAAAUGUGUCGUGCUGUGGUUGAACGGAGAUGGAGGGUAUUCAGUUAAGAGGAGAUACGUUCGGGUGUAAUGUGUAUGCAUUUGUCCGAUUUGCACUCUUCAUCCUCUUUGCUCACAUCUUCUAUAGCUUGACCAGAAAAGAUGGAGGAGUUUUUGUAUUGGCUGCACCUAAGAGAGGUGGUGCGCCGGCGAGUUUCGGCAGGCCAACUCCGACGGCCUGCAUUUCCCCUGGCGCGGCAAUUUCUUAUGCUGGUGAACGGCGAACAAAUGGCGAGGUGGCAGCGAACGGCGAGGUGGUUAGGACGUCGGAAAUGUGUAUCUCCGGUGGUUGGUCAGCGGCGUGGUGGCGAGGUGAUGUUGUAACAGCAACUGCACGUGGUGCCGGGGUCAGCCCGGACCGCCAGGUCGACCCAAAAUCGGCCCGUAUGUACUUACCUGUUCCGGCGAUUGAGCGAGAGAAGAUAAUGUGGACCACGGGUUCCUCUCGUUUUGCUUGCUUCACGUGGCUCCUCUGGCUUUGCCACCUCCACCUUGUGAUUAUGAAACUUGAUAGGAUUAUUAAACAUGUACCGUUCAACUAA